AUGGCGCAAGCUAACCCGUCUCCCCCCUCGAUGCUCCUUUUCCUUCUCCCGCAACACCGGGACGAGCGAUGGGAUCGGUCCGAAAGAUGCCAACGGCCGUUUCCUCUCCAUCAAAAAUCAAAAUUAUCACCUCUCAAAUUCCUCAACGCUCCUGCGCCUUGA
This is a messenger RNA of Chondrus crispus (carragheen), 162 nucleotides long. RefSeq lists its product as hypothetical. Lineage: Eukaryota; Rhodophyta; Florideophyceae; Gigartinales; Gigartinaceae. The coding region runs from base 1 to 162 and encodes 53 amino acids. The transcript has a single exon. The record is from RefSeq and is a predicted model, not a curated record.